This is a messenger RNA of Xyrauchen texanus (razorback sucker), 459 nucleotides long. RefSeq names its product NADH dehydrogenase [ubiquinone] 1 alpha subcomplex subunit 7-like. Gene Ontology annotation, biological process: mitochondrial electron transport, NADH to ubiquinone; ATP synthesis coupled electron transport. Lineage: Eukaryota; Metazoa; Chordata; Actinopteri; Cypriniformes; Catostomidae. The transcript has 4 exons. Gene Ontology annotation, cellular component: mitochondrial inner membrane. The coding region runs from base 99 to 413 and encodes 104 amino acids. The record is from RefSeq and is a predicted model, not a curated record.
AGUAUCAGUCACUCGCUCUAAGAAAGGCGGUGUUGUCAAAACAAAACUGAUUCAGUAACAGUUUGACAGUGAACAGCGCUUUCACCUUGACAUCGAACAUGGCGUCGGCGACGAGGAUUAUACAGAAACUGAGGAAUUAUCUGUCAGGGCAAAAUCUGCAAUCAAAACUACAGCUUCGGUACACUGAAAUUUCAAAGAGGACUCAACCACCUCCCAAACUUCCUGUUGGACCCAGCCAUAAAUUUGCGAAUAACUACUAUUGUCAGAGAGAUGGACGCAGAGAGUCAGUCCCGCCAACUGUUGUCAUGUCUUCUCAGAAGGCCCUGACAGCUGGAAGUGGGGCUUCUGAAAAACCCAAAAUCCCUGUUUUGCCUGGGACCCCAGCUAAGGAACUUCCGCUAAGUGUUGACUAGAUUUAUGAUGUUAAAUGUGUAUAAUAAAGAUCUGUACAUAAACAUG